Molecule: messenger RNA, 1182 nt
Organism: Lathyrus oleraceus (garden pea)
Lineage: Eukaryota; Viridiplantae; Streptophyta; Magnoliopsida; Fabales; Fabaceae
Exons: 2
Coding region: 1-1182 (393 amino acids)
Source: RefSeq, a predicted model, not a curated record
AUGGCUGAGAGUAGCAGUGCCAAUGGGAAGUUCAUGCAACCGGCAAUUCCAAGAUUCGACGGGUACUAUGAGCACUGGGCAAAACUGAUGGAGAAUUUCCUUCGUGCAAAGGAAUAUUGGACCCUAAUUGAGAAGGGAAUCGACACGGUUCCAGAAGGCACUCAAGCGACAGAAGCACAAAUGAAGGUGAUAGAGGAGCAACGGUUGAAAGAUAUGAAGAUAAAGAAUUAUCUGUAUCAAGCAAUUGAUAGAGAAAUCUUGGAGACCAUACUCAAUGAUGAUACUUCCAAGCAGAUUUGGGACUCUAUGAAACAAAAGUUCAAGGGUUCCACGAGGGUGAAGAGGGCUCAAUUGCAAACAUUAAAGUCUGAGUUUGAAAUACUCAGAAUGAAGGAGGGAGAGACUGUUAAUGCCUAUUUCGAGCGAACUCUUUCCAUUUCCAAACGGAUGAAAGCGUGUGGAGAAACUGUACAAGAAAGGGAUAUUACAGGGAAGAUUCUCAGAUCCCUUGUACCAAAAUUUAAUUAUGUUAUUUGCUCCAUUGAAGAAUCCAACAAUGUCGACACUCUUACAGUCGAUGAACUUCAAAGCAGCUUGUUGAUCCAUGAGCAGAGAAUGAAGAAUGUUGACGGAGAAAAACAAGUAUUGCUGAAGGUGACUCAUGAAAGGAGAUCUGAAAGAGGGAGAGGUCGAGGAAGAGGAGAAAUUAGAGGAGGAAAGCAUUCAAAUUACGCAGAACUAGACGAGAAGGAGGAGAUGUUGCUGAUGGCCUAUGUCGAUGAAAUUGGAGCAAAGCGAGAAGACAUUUGGUUCUUGGAUUCAGGAUGUAGUAAUCACAUGUGUGGUAACAAAGCUCUAUUCUAUGAGUUUGGAAGUGUCUCUCAACAAACUGUUAAGCUGGGCAACGAUACUAGAAUGCAAGUUUCUGGAAAAGGAAGCAUCAAAAUGGAGGUUGAUAAUGCUAAAUUCACUGUCGGUGAUGUCUUUUGUGUUCCUGAACUCAAAAAUAAUCUUCUAAGCAUUGGGCAACUCCAGGAAAGAGGUCUUUCCAUCCUUAUAGAAGCUAGAAUGUGCAAAAAAUUUCAUCCACAGAGAGGUUUGAUCAUUCAAACCAAAAUGACAGCAAAUCGGAUGUUCAUCUUGGUAGCCAAGAUGCUAUCAAUGUCCCUCCAACCAAAAUAG